Ailuropoda melanoleuca (giant panda) is the source of this 576-nucleotide messenger RNA. It is a transcript of the gene C13H20orf141, whose product is annotated as chromosome 13 C20orf141 homolog. Lineage: Eukaryota; Metazoa; Chordata; Mammalia; Carnivora; Ursidae. The record is from RefSeq and is a predicted model, not a curated record.
CUGCCAGGGCCUCGCCCCCUCCCACACACCCACCCACUCCCACUCCCUCCCAACACUAGUCCUUCCUGUCACCUCCACCUCCCUCCAUGACCCAGCUCUGCUUACCCAGGCCCAAAGCCCUUGCUUAUCCUAUCCCAGUCCCUCCCAGAGGCCUGGGUGCUGGGGAGGAGUCCCAUAGUCCAGUGGGUCCAUGUAUGUCCCCCUGGAGCCCUAGCGUCACCCAGCUCUGGGACAGUGUCCAGGGGGCACUGGGGCUGACAAUCCGCACAGUCUUUUCCACGGCCGGCCCAGCCUCACUGCUGCUGUUGCUACUGGUCAGCUUCCUGGCCUUCGACCUGCUCCACUGGCCCGCAGGCCCCCGCCAGCCACAGCACACACUUCUCACGGGAGGCCAGAGUCAGGGGGCCGGUGAGGGUCCGGGACAGGAGGGGGCUGUACUCCUGCCUACGGUGGCAGUCACGGGAGGCGUCAGCCCCCAGGAGGCCCUGGGCCUGGGGCUGCUCCUGGGAGCCCGCGGCGUGCCCUUGGCCCUGCUUGGCCUGGCUUUUUGCCUCCAUCCUUGGGCCUGAGUGCCCU